GAGCUAUCCUUCCAACUUUCAGCUGAUUAAUUAUUUGUUCGUUAAGCAUUAGGUAAGUAGGAAAUGAUAGCCCUGUUUUUUGUAUUCGUUCUGCUAGAGCCGACUCUGACAGCUGGUGAAGCAGCUAGGUUGAAAGCUCUUUCCUUUGGUGCCACAACUAGUGACUAUGUACAGUUUACACCGAGUAGUCCUAUUUCUGUUGGCCGAUCUUUUACUCUUUGUUAUUGGAUGACAAAACCACGGGGAGCAAGGUCAAUAGUGUUCCACAGCAGGAGUGGUAAUAUCGAAAGUGGCUCCUAUGCUCGGGUAGCAUCAAAAAGCGUACGUCUGGAAAGCAAGCUGCCUCAAACAGAAGGCUGGUUCCACUAUUGCCUUUCUUGGGCUGCUGGUGGAACACAGAGGGUGUAUUUUGAUGGAGAUGAGGUGGGGAGCAUAUCUGCCGGAAAUGAUAACAUCGAGUUGAGUGGCCGUAUCACUUUAGGGAAUCAGCAUCAGGACUCUAAGAGUUCAAGUCACACUUUCGGUGGACGUCUGCAUAAACUAAACUUGUUUGCUGAAGAGCUGAGCUCCUCUCAGAUAAGGGAGAUGACUGAAGCAGGUAUGUGCUCUACUUUGGAGGAGGAGUAUGAGAGUAGGGUACUGAAAUGGGAAGAGGUACUGACCAAGCAAAGGUACGGGAAUGUAACAGUGUUUACACCAGCAAACUGUGUCGUAGAUCUAGAGGCCAACCUUAACAAAACUCAGACAGCACUGAAAUUGAUUGAGAUAAGACUGAACAAAACAGAGCUCAAACAACAGGAGGUCUGGAAAACCUUGAAUGACACAAUUGUGGAACUCACAAACACUAGGGCAAGGCUAAAUGAAACUCUGACAGAACUGGACAUCACUGAAAGUGAACUAGAUGAAGUUUCUAGGGCCCAUAAUGCUACCCUCUCUGAUCUUACAGAAAGUAAUGCCAGGCUUCAGGAAUCUGAGCUGAAACUGAACACUACUGAAAGUGAACUAGAUGAAGUUUCUAGUGCCCAUAAUGCUACCCUCUCUGAUCUUACAGAAAGUAAGGCCAGGCUUCAGGAAUCUGAGCUGAAACUGAACACCACUGAAAGUGAACUAGAUGAAGUUUCUAGGGCCCAUAAUGCUACCCUAUCUCUCCUGGAGAAAGGAAGAAGGCUAGAUACAGUCAGUAGGUGGGACGUCCUCUUCACUUCUCCUUAUCUUAACAGGAUCUUCACAAACCAGCUCUAUCUUCAGCUAACUAACAGUUGGAUCAUGAUGGAGAAGUUUGUAGGGGUGAACGUGACAGUGGGACUGGUGGAGCACUUCAGAGAGGAGCACGAGGAACAGGAACUUUGUGAUGAAUCGUGAAGUGUACUUGUCACGUGAAAUCUAUGGACUGGGACUGUUAUUGUGUUAUUUUGAAUGUUUUCAACUAAAACUGUAAUUUGACCAUAAAAUAUAUUUUGAUUUUUAAUUAAUAUAAGGAGAAAUGAGAGAUACAGAUUUGAUAUGAUCUCAUGACUUAUUCGUCUAUUUUAGGUGACAUUUUGUUGAAGUAUCAUUACACGUAUUUUAGUUCAAGGAGGUUUCCAAAAUUGUGUACAACUAUUUGACAUCUUGAUGUUUUUAU
Molecule: messenger RNA, 1624 nt
Organism: Bolinopsis microptera
Lineage: Eukaryota; Metazoa; Ctenophora; Tentaculata; Lobata; Bolinopsidae
Exons: 2
Coding region: 64-1362 (432 amino acids)
Source: RefSeq, a predicted model, not a curated record